Penicillium daleae is the source of this 246-nucleotide messenger RNA. RefSeq lists its product as uncharacterized. The coding region runs from base 1 to 246 and encodes 81 amino acids. The record is from RefSeq and is a predicted model, not a curated record. The transcript has a single exon. Lineage: Eukaryota; Fungi; Ascomycota; Eurotiomycetes; Eurotiales; Aspergillaceae.
AUGACACCCGACACUGAUAUGCUGAGAUCGCUGGCAAGCCAGGCCAGGCAAUUUCAGGAGAACUUGAAGGCGGCCAAGAAGAACCAUGACCGUCAUGUGAAGGUGACCCUGGAGUACAUCGAUGAGCUUCAGUCAAUGAUUCGCGUCGAUAACACCGAGAUUCGUGUGUGCGACGGCAUGCCCAAACCGUUGAUGGAAGAUCCGAGGGCGCCCAUACUCUCGCACAGUCCACCGUCAGCUCCAUGA